This is a messenger RNA of Lachancea lanzarotensis, 1704 nucleotides long. RefSeq names its product LALA0S12e00342g1_1 (gene SUC2). Bases 1 to 1704 code for a protein of 567 amino acids. Gene Ontology annotation, cellular component: fungal-type vacuole. Gene Ontology annotation, biological process: sucrose catabolic process. The record is from RefSeq and is a predicted model, not a curated record. Gene Ontology annotation, molecular function: sucrose alpha-glucosidase activity. Lineage: Eukaryota; Fungi; Ascomycota; Saccharomycetes; Saccharomycetales; Saccharomycetaceae. The transcript has a single exon.
AUGAAAUCUGCAACUCAUGUCUUUGCCGGUUUGGCUGCUGUAAUUGGGGCCAAUGCCCUCGAGCUCACUGACAGAUCCAUUGGAUCCAAUAAUACUCAUAGUCCCGAGCGGCCACUUGCCCAUCUGACUCCUAGCGCUGGGUGGAUGAACGAUCCGAACGGAUUGUUCUACGAUAAUGAGACCUCGACUUAUCACACGUACUAUCAAUACAACCCUAACGAUACUGUUUUUUCCCUACCAUUGUAUUGGGGCCACGCAUCGUCUCAAGAUUUGAUGACGUGGAAAGACCACGGCGUCGCAAUUGAGCCUAGGGACGACCAAUCCGGCGCCUUCUCUGGUUCGAUUGUUGUGGACCACAACAAUACCUCUGGAUUUUUCAACGAUUCGACUUUGCCAGGCCAAAGAAUUGUUGCUCUUUAUACUGAGCAUAGCAACACAAGCGAAACUCAAUAUGCUGCCUACUCUCUGGACGGUGGAUACAGCUUCGAGUACUACGAGCAAAACCCUGUUCUGGACAUCAACUCUACCCAGUUUAGAGACCCCAAGGUCUUCUGGCACGACGAAACCCAGCGCUGGAUUAUGGCCUUGGCUUUGUCGCAGGAGUACAAGGUCCAAAUAUACAGCUCCGAAAACCUCACCUCCUGGGAAUUCCAAUCUAACUUUUCUCACCACGGUAUUCUUGGUUACCAGUAUGAAUGUCCAGGUCUAGCAAAAGUACCAGUCAUUCACGAAAGUCCCUCCAACGUUACUUUGCACGGACUCAACUCUACCACAAACGCUACCGCGCAAACCAAUGUCACCUCGGUGGAUCACAAAUGGGUCAUGUUUUUGAGUAUAAAUCCUGGUGCUCCAAUGGGCGGUUCUUUCAACGAAUAUUUCAUUGGUGACUUCGACGGUAAAACAUUCACUGCUCAGGACUCAGCAACUCGUAUUUUUGACCAUGGCAAAGACUUCUAUGCAUUACAGACCUAUUCUGAUGCUCCCAACGACGACGUUUUAGGCAUUGCUUGGGCCUCCAAUUGGGACUAUGGUGCUUAUGUUCCCGCUGAGGAUUACAGAGGAUCGAUGUCCUUAGUCCGUAACUUUACAUUGAGGCCUUACAACCCCAACCCGGAAACCACUGAGUUCACUUUGUACAGCGAGCCUUUAGUCAACUAUACUCAGUUGCAUACCAACCAGUCUAUGCAUAAAACUUCUUUGGAGCUAAACUCUGACGAGUCUGUUCUUUAUCGCUUGGGAAAGUAUCCUCAGGGUCUAUUGGAGUUUUCCGUUGAGUGGAAAGUUAAUGCAACUGCGGUUCUCUCGAAACGCGACUUUGCUGAUAUGUCUUUAUACUUCAAGGGCGUUAAAGAUGAUGAAGAGUAUUUGAGAUUGGGUUACGAACACAAUGCCGCUGCUUUUUUCCUUGACAGAGGUAAUUCAGAGGUAGAAUUCGUCAACCAAAAUCCCUUCUUCACCAACAGAGUUUCUCAAAACAUCGAACCGUUCAAGAUUGCUGAAGACGGCCUACCUAUUUUCAAAGUUCGGGGUAUCAUCGACCGGAAUCUCAUUGAGCUAUUCUUCAACGAUGGUUCGUCGACCUCAACUAACUUGUUCUUUUUAUCUGAAGAGAACUACAUUGGUGCUGUGGAAAUCACGAGUGGUGUCGACGACGUCUUCACUAUUCUAGAUUUUGAUGUGAAGCAAUUGAGCGUCAAAAACUGA